AACCCAGUGGAAGAUGGAAGUAAACAAGGUGUCCCCUGCUGCUGGAGUAAAACGGAGGGUGAGCCCCUAGGUUGACGGCCGCCCGUUGGGGUGAGGCUUCAGUGGAAGGAGGCCUCGCACCGAAACUCGGCACUAUCAGCUGCCUGUUUGGAGCUCUGCCCCGUUAAGCUACACCAUUAAAGUGGCAGUGCUGAGACAUCCUACAAUAAUGGUCAUAAAUUUCAUUUUCAUAAGGUUACCAGGAGGUAGAAGGACAUGUGAAAGAAUUAAAGAAAAUAAGCAAUGACAAUGAUGACUGAGGAUAAACAAAAGCAUUUUGAAGAGCCAAAGGAACUCAACUAUUAUGACCCCCGCUUCCCAUCAAGCCUCGAUUCUCGCCGCGCUGAGUGACGUGGGACCAGUUAUAUUGGCAGGGCUGGGGGGAGCAGGGCACGUGGACCAGAAACACUUCCUAGAAACAGCGACCAAGCAGCUCAGCCCUGCCUGAACUUUCCCUGUAAACAGCACGCUGACAGAAAGGCAUCCCUGCUGGGUGGAUCCUGCAACUCCUGGAGGGAAUGGCACUUCUUGUUUUUAAUUAGCAAGGUGAAAGGUGAAUUAAAACUAGCUGUUUGGCAAGUCAGCGCAAGAGACUUUAACAGUCAGAGGAGAAGAGCUGUACGGGUGAAGGUGGUAGUGCGUGUGCUGGGGUGGUUGUUUUUUUUCUGAAUGAACCUUUAGCAGAAGUGACUGAAAAAAUACAGUUUCUUCCGAAUCUACCGGCAUAGUUACUGAAGGGAGCUUUAGACAGGACCUGGCUCUGAAGACUCACUCCUUGGAAUGUCCUCUUGCUCCUUACUUGCAAACAACUGUCCUGAGGAAAGAAAGGUUUUGCAUAGCCAAGUGCUGCCUGACAAAUGGCACUUUGGAAUUGUGCUUUCUGAUGACAAGGCAUUCGAUUUCUGACAAAGCCUCUCGCACGCUGCCCCUGGAGGGGAGUCCUAAGUAAAACUCAGACCGCCUUGAAGUGAGGCUCGGAGGACUUGCACGGUGAGCACGGCGGCGGCAUGGCACCGGCCGGGCAGGUGAUCACCUUGCUCCUGUGGGGUUGCGUCCUGGAGCUUUGGACUGGAGCUCACGCAGCCGAUACCACGCACCCCAGGUUGCGCCUGUCACAUAAAGAGCUCUUGGAUCUAAACAGAACGUCAAUAUUUCAUAGUCCUUUUGGAUUUCUUGAUCUCCAUACAAUGCUGCUGGAUGAAUACCAAGAAAGACUCUUCGUGGGCGGCAAGGACCUUGUAUAUUCCCUCAGCUUGGAGCAAAUCAGCAAUGGCUAUAGAGAGAUACACUGGCCGAGUACAACACUAAAAAUAGAAGAAUGUAUAAUGAAAGGAAAAGACACAAGUGAAUGUGCAAAUUAUGUCCGGGUUUUGCAUCACUAUAACAGGACACACCUUCUGAUCUGUGGGACUGGAGCUUUUGACCCACAUUGUGCCUUCAUCAGAGUUGGAUACCAUUUGGAGGAUCCCCUAUUUCAUCUGGAAUCGCACAGAUCUGAGCGAGGAAGAGGAAGAUGCCCUUUUGAUCCCAGCUCCUCUUUUGUCUCCACAUUAAUUGGCAGUGAAUUGUUUGCUGGACUCUAUAGCGACUACUGGGGCAGAGAUGCUGCAAUAUUCCGGAGCAUGGGACGCCUAACCCAUAUUCGCACUGAGCAUGAUGAUGAACGACUAUUGAAAGAACCAAAAUUUGUAGGUUCAUAUAUGAUACCUGACAAUGAAGACAAAGAUGACAACAAAAUAUAUUUCUUUUUUACUGAGAAGGCUCUGGAGGCAGAAAACAAUGCCUAUGCCAUUUACACCAGAGUUGGGCGACUUUGUGUGAAUGAUGUAGGUGGACAGAGAAUACUAGUGAAUAAGUGGACUACUUUCCUAAAAGCAAGAUUGGUUUGCUCAGUACCAGGAAUGAAUGGAAUUGAUACAUAUUUUGAUGAACUCGAGGAUGUAUUUGUUCUGCAUACUAGAGAUCAUAAGAACCCAGUGAUAUUUGGACUCUUUAACACUACCAGUAAUAUAUUUAGAGGGCAUGCUAUAUGUGUCUAUCAUAUGUCCAGCAUCCGGGCAGCUUUUAAUGGACCAUAUGCACAUAAGGAAGGACCUGAAUACCACUGGUCACUCUAUGAAGGAAAAGUUCCUUAUCCAAGGCCUGGUUCUUGUGCUAGCAAAGUGAAUGGAGGGAGGUAUGGAACAACCAAAGACUAUCCUGAUGAUGCCAUCCGAUUUGCAAGAAGCCAUCCACUUAUGUACCAGCCCAUAAAACCUGCUCAUAAAAAGCCAAUACUGGUAAAAACAGAUGGAAAAUAUAACCUGAAACAAAUAGCAGUGGAUCGAGUAGAAGCUGAGGAUGGCCAUUAUGAUGUCCUGUUUAUUGGAACAGAUAAUGGAAUUGUGUUGAAAGUGAUCACAAUUUACAACCAAGAAACAGAGUCAAUGGAAGAAGUAAUUCUGGAAGAACUUCAGAUAUUCAAGGAUCCAGUUCCUAUUAUUUCUAUGGAGAUUUCAUCAAAGAGACAACAGCUGUAUAUUGGCUCUGCUUCUGCCGUGGCCCAAGUCAGAUUCCAUCAGUGUGACAUGUAUGGAAGUGCUUGUGCUGACUGCUGCCUAGCUCGAGACCCUUACUGUGCCUGGGAUGGUAUAUCCUGUUCCCGGUAUUACCCCACAGGUACACAUGCAAAAAGGCGGUUCCGCAGACAAGAUGUUCGGCAUGGAAAUGCUGCUCAGCAAUGCUUUGGACAGCAGUUUGUUGGACAUGCUUUGGAUAAGACUGAAGAGCGGUUGGCCUAUGGUAUAGAGAACAACAGUACUUUGCUGGAAUGUACCCCACGGUCUUUACAAGCAAAAGUUAUCUGGUUUGUGCAGAAAGGACGUGACGCAAGAAAAGAGGAGGUGAAGACAGAUGAUAGAGUGGUUAAGAUGGACCUCGGUUUACUCUUCCUAAGGGUUCGCAAAAUGGAUGCUGGGACCUAUUUUUGCCAGACAGUAGAGCAUAGUUUUGUUCAUAUAGUCCGUAAAAUCACAUUGGAGGUGGUGGAAGAGGAGAGAGUGGAAGAAAUGUUUAACAAAGACUACGAAGAGGAUGGGCCUCACAAGAUGCCUUGUCCUGUGCAGAGCAGCAUUCCACAGGGUGCAAAGCCAUGGUACAAGGAAUUCUUGCAGCUGAUUGGCUAUAGCAACUUCCAGAGAGUAGAAGAAUACUGUGAGAAGGUAUGGUGCACAGAUAAGAAGAGAAAAAAGCUGAAAAUGUCACCCUCGAAGUGGAAGUAUGCCAAUCCACAGGAAAAGAAGCUCCGACCUAAAGCUGAGCAUUAUCGCCUGCCCAGGCACACACUAGACUCCUGAUGGGGUGAAACUACUUGCAUCUGAAGAAUUUAUAUUUGGAACCUAAAAAGAGAGAGAGAGAGAGAGAGAGAAACCAUCCAACUCCUUUGCAUUACUUAAAAGAGCUUUCUGUAAUACAGAAAUGACUAUAAAGGUGUUAUGAUAAUUUAUUCUAUAUGCUCAUUUGACUGGUUAAGAAUCAUAUGAAAUUAAUUUUUUUGAAGAAGUGUUUUGUUCAGUGAUUUCACAUUAUAUUUAUCAAAAGUGACCAUAGCGGUAAUUUUAAGUAUUGACUGCUUUUCUCUGUCAAUUAUUAUUUUACUCUUGGAAGACAAAUUUACUGCAAUAUUGAAGAAAAAUUAGAGUUUAAGAAUCACAGAAAAAAAUAAAAUAUAAAUGCUUUAAUCUCUGAGUUUGCCUUUCCACCACGAUGUAAAAUACGCAGAAUGUCAGAUACUUUAAUAUUCUCGACUGUCUGUACUUUUAAAGAAUUAUUGUGUUAGUGUUGUCUAACCUAUGAGUUUUAUGAAGCAGGUAUGUUAUAAUUAUUCUAAACCAUGAAGGAAAAUUGUGGUUACAUUAAGGUUUGUGCCUUUCAUAAAAUAUUCCAUAAACCACAUUCACAGUAAGUAGUUAUAUUUGUUGCAUGAUGAAAACAUAUUCUUCCAAUUUCACUCCCGUAUGGCAAGAAUGAAGUUAAGGUAACUUCUGAUAAUCAGUGUCAAACUGUAACUUAAAAAAAAAAAAAAAAAAAUGCCGCCCUCUUGUGGUAGAAAACUAUAUUCUCAUCUUUUUAUUUUUACAGAUACUUGUCUCGUAAAGAUUUGAAGUUUCAUAAUAAAUACAUCUCCAUUUUCAGAAAAAAUUACUGAAAUAAAAUUACAUUAGUGCUUAUGCCAUACUUGAGGAGGAAUGUAAUCUGUUGAUGAAUAAUUUAUUGCCUCACAAUCCAAAAAUAAAGGCAUUACACCAUGGAAAUUCUAUUAAACUUAAAUUUUAUGCUUCCUAAAUAAUCUUCCCUAAAAUCUAAAAUAUGUUUCAGAGACAUAAUGUUUUAUUUAUGAAAAAAUAUUAAAACAUCUUGAUCUCAGAUAUCAAAUAUUCCUCUAUCUUGUGUUAAAAAUAGGAAAAUAAUUUCAAGAAUUCACUUAUCUACCAAAAUGUUCAGAGCUAUCU
Messenger RNA from Talpa occidentalis (Iberian mole), 4529 nucleotides. RefSeq names its product semaphorin 3E (gene SEMA3E). The transcript has 20 exons. Gene Ontology annotation, biological process: axon guidance; neural crest cell migration; negative regulation of axon extension involved in axon guidance. NCBI's taxonomy places the organism in Eukaryota, Metazoa, Chordata, Mammalia, Eulipotyphla, Talpidae. The record is from RefSeq and is a predicted model, not a curated record. The coding region runs from base 1047 to 3374 and encodes 775 amino acids. Gene Ontology annotation, molecular function: semaphorin receptor binding; chemorepellent activity.